Messenger RNA from Cylicocyclus nassatus, 1968 nucleotides. The record is from the annotation of a GenBank genome assembly. NCBI's taxonomy places the organism in Eukaryota, Metazoa, Nematoda, Chromadorea, Rhabditida, Strongylidae.
GGUUUGAAUUGAUUUUUCUUCCAAAUCGUUAUGCAAAGGGAGGAAAUUGUUGAUCUCGUCAAUUACCAUGAGCCAUCUUGUAUAGCUGCCUCCAGCAGUCUCAAAUCUGGUCUACAAAUGAGUGACAGUCAUGUGUUAACUUUCGUUCCUUUGAUGCCUUUUGGAUUGAUAGGAGGAGAUGGAGGGUCGUAUUCGGGAGAAAUCGACCACACCGCUUUUCUCUCCGACAACAUUGGCUCAUUGUUUCUCAAUCCAGACUUCUCUGAUGUUGUAUUCAAUGUGGAUGGGGAGAAGUUUCCAGCACACAAAGUGUUGCUUGCAGCACGCAGUGAAUACUUCAGAGCUAUGCUGUACGGAGGCAUGAAAGAAAGCGAUGAGGGGGAGAUAGUCCUUAAUGAAACAAGCGUUUUUGCAUUCCGAAUAUUGCUGAGAUACAUAUACACUGCGAAGCUGACUUUGCUUGAGUUCAAAGAGGAACAAGUGAUGGAGAUUCUUGGGCUUGCUCACAAAUACGGAUUUGUAAAGCUUCAAAAUGCCAUAGCUGAUUAUCUGAAGGCAAUACUCAGCAUCAGGAAUCUGUGCACGAUCUUCAACAUAUCACAGCUCUACUGCUUAAAUGACCUAACUGAAUACUGCCUGGUGUUUGCAGAUCAAAAUGCAUCGGACGUGUUGUCAACACAGGGAUUCGUGCAGUUGUCCCUAAACGCUGUCACUCAGUUAAUAGCUAGAGAUUCUUUCUGUGCUUCAGAGAUCGACAUAUUCUGUGCUAUUCGAGAUUGGGUGAAAGCGCAUCCAGACAUGCAGUCUGCCGCUGCCGAUGUACUAACGAAAUGUUUGCGCCUUUCGCUGAUAAGCCAGAGAGAUUUGUUGAAUAUUGUGCGCCCGUCUGGUCUAUUUCCUCCCGACACCAUAUUAGAUGCUAUCGAAGAACAGACGCAAAAACGGACAACCGACCUCACUCAUCGCGGUUUUUUGACUCCAAAUACGAACAUCGCGACUGCUCAGCUUGGCGCUAUCGUUAUUGCCGGUGAAGCACCAAAUGUACUGCUCAGUGAAGCUGGAGGUAUUCCCCAAGAUGGUGAUCGUAGUCUUACUCGUCAUGCUAUUGGAGAUGAAGAAGGAAUCAUCGUUCAACUUGGGCGACCUUACAUAAUCAACAAAAUUAUUCUGCAGUUAUGGGAUCGCGAGACCAGAAUGUACUCGUACUAUGUUGAGGUGAGCAUGGAUCGUCGCGAUUGGGUACGUGUGAUUGAUCAUUCGAAAUAUCUCUGUCGUUCACGUCAGACUUUAUUCUUCGAGUCUCGAGUUGUCAGAUAUAUCCGAAUAGUCGGCACUCACAACUCUCAAUCCAACCGCAUGUUCCAUCUGGUUGGACUGGAAGCACUGAACUCAUCUGAUGAGUUCCACAUCGAUCCAAAAACGACGUUGUUGAUCCCAACAACAAAUGUUGCAACCAUCGAAAACAACGCCUUGGUCAUUGAGGGUGUAUCAAGGUGUAGAAAUGCGCUUUUGAAUGGGCAGACCACUGAUUAUGAUUGGGACAAUGGUUACACUUGCCAUCAGCUCAACAGCGGCGCGAUCACCGUGCAGCUGCCUCAACCAUACAUGAUAAAAACAAUGAGAUUGUUGCUGUGGGAUUGUGACGAUCGUUAUUAUUCCUACUAUGUUGAAGUAUCAGUGGAUCAAAUCAAUUGGGUGAAAGUGAUUGAUCGAAGGAUCAAGCAGUGCAGGAGCUGGCAACUUCUUGAACUUCCUGCAGCUGUUCCUGUCGUGUUUGUGAAGAUUGUCGGAACCCACAAUUCUGCCAACGAAGUGUUCCAUUGUGUUCAUUUCGAAUGCCCAGCUGACCCGAAUGCUCCACCAGUCGAUGAACGAUUCUCCUGCUUAUUCCUUGCCGCUUCUGAAUCCCGAACUCGCUUGCUGUAUAUAAUGGCUGAUGUAGAUAGGUUUUAUCUUUUGUUGUAUUAG